AUGGAGGCCGCCAGGAUUGAUGUGAAGGAGCUGACGAGCCCAGAUGAACACGCAAGGCCACAGGCCCACUACGGCCGCAGGGCGUUGAUGGCUGUGGCUGCGGCGAGCACCCUUGCCGUCUCCGCCUUUGGCACGGUUCUGCUGCUCCGCUCGCCGGCUGCCACGGGCGUCGACUUGGUGCACGAGUCUGUGGCCCGCAAGGUUCCGUGCCCAGCCGUGGCGGCGCUCUUGGCGAAUGGCGACCUCGAGCAUCUGUACGAGUACAAGUCCGCCGCCGCAUCGCCGACCGGCAGGCCACAGCUUUGGCUGAAGAUCGCGCAGGUCAAGGAGGCCGUCUCAAAGCUCGGCUUCGAGGAAGAUGUUUCCACUGGCAUCGGCAACGGAAUGAAGUUCUCCGUCUUGAGCGAGGUCGCUCGUGAAGGCCACGCCUUUCCCACGUGGACCGACGGCGACGGCGACGUCCACCUCGACCUCCUCAACCACGAGGCGAUGGGGAUGGGGCACAAGGUUGACACAGCCAUCCGGGACAACGCCGAGAAGCAGCCGUCCGAGCUUGCCUUCGCCGCUCUGAUGCGCUCGCCGAUGGUGGAGACCGUCAACGGCGAGCAGCGGGUGACCGAGGCAGGCGUCGCGCGCUGGUACGAGAUGAUGAGGAAGAACGACCCCGCACGGUUCGCGGCGUGCGAGCAGGCCGCUGACGCGAGCAUCGCCGCCGCACGAAAGAAGGUGGCUGGGUUUCACGGGUGCAGCGACCCGAGGCUGCACGCGUUCGUGCCGCUGCUGCAGGCCUUUGGCCGGGACAGCGAGGAGGACGGGAGCAAAUACCUCACCGCGGCCGACAUGCGUCGCCUCUACCUGCUCAACGAGUACCCCGAGGGCUGGGUGCCGACCCCGGUGCCAACGGCGCGGCUCCAGGCCGCGCAGGCGCGCGCGACAGCGCUGGGCGUGGCGAGGCGCCGCCUUCAGGACUACGAGUCUGACCCGUUGUCGUGGCUGUGGCAAGGCUUCAUGGACAUGCCCAGCCCGGCCGAGCCGGAGCAGCAGCCGGCCGUCCCGACCGUCUGCGGCGCGGCGGUCGCCAACGCCGACUGCCAGGGCCAGCUCUGGGGCCCGACCGGCGACAUGGGCAUGCACUGCUACGCCUACAAGGAUGCGUGCGCGCUCGACAUGGUCGCGGGCGUGUGGGACGCCGGGUCUAAGUUCGACAUGGACAAGGACCCGAGCCGCUGCCACGCCGCCGACAAGGUCUUCUACCUGUGGAACGAGCCAGACCAGUGGCAGCGCCUCCUCCCCGGGGCUACGUACGACUACAAGUGGGCCGCCCGCCAGUGGGUCACUUACGCGCGCCGCUGGUCGCGCCAGAUCACGGACAUGCGCCGCGACGGCUUCCGCUUCACGUCGCCGUUUUUGACGCCUGAGGGCACUACCAAGGCGAUCGCAGACUUCUACGAGGCGUGCGGCACCGGGUGCGAGGACAAGGCCUCGCCCGCGUUCAUCGACACGAUCGCCGUCAACUCCUUUUGCGGGCCGUGGUCGGCGCGGGACGGCCGCGAACAGCCCACCGAGCAGGACUGCCGCGCAAACGUGGGGGGAGUCCUGGCCGAGCUUCAAAAGGUGCCGCAAAUUAACGGGGAGCGCGGCUCGCUCCCCGUCCGGAUCACCAACUGGGGACGCGUCAACGGGCACGGCAGGCUCUCGCCGGACGAUCAGCUCGCGGCGAUGGACGCGACUGACGCGUGGUUUGGGGAGGGGUCGCCCGUCGAGGCGGUGUACUGGUUCGCGCAGACCUUUGGCGGCCACAGCCUCGACGCGACGGACUCGUACAGCGUGACCGAGAUCGGAAACAAGCUCAGCCAGCGCACCUCGUCCGGGCGCACGCUCGGACAGGUGUGGGAGGAGAAGUGCAAGGCGCUCUGA
Molecule: messenger RNA, 1917 nt
Organism: Emiliania huxleyi CCMP1516
Lineage: Eukaryota; Haptophyta; Isochrysidales; Noelaerhabdaceae
Exons: 1
Coding region: 1-1917 (638 amino acids)
Source: RefSeq, a predicted model, not a curated record